AUGACGGUGCUGAAAGUGUCAGAAAGGACUGUCUUGGGCUCAAAUAUGCUGACAUCAGGUUAUAACGUUGCUGUCAUGUGCAGUGGAGUAACAGUGCAGGCCCGAUACCUACCAUUGACUUUUGGACUUAUUGGUCGCAGCUGGGCGAUGGUAUUUGCUGCUGGAGGCUUCAAAGUGAAACUUUAUGAUAUUGCACAACAGCAGCUAACAAGUGCGCUGGAAAAUAUCCGCAAACAAAUGAAAGAGCUGGAGGAGUCGGGCUUCCUGAAAGGAGCUUUGACUGCGGAGCAGCAGUUGGCUCUCAUCAGCAUCUGUACAGACCUGAAGGCAGCAGUAGAGGGUGCUACGUUCAUUCAGGAAUGUACUCCGGAGAACCUGGAACUGAAAAGGAAGAUUUUCGGUCAGUUAGAUCUUAUUGUUGGUGACAAUGUUAUCUUGAGCAGCUCGACCUCUUGUCUCUUACCCAGCAAAUUGUUCACUGGCCUUAAGCAUGUUAAGCAGUGUAUUGUGUCACAUCCUGUAAAUCCACCUUACUUUGUGCCGUUGGUUGAAAUUGUUCCUCAUCCAGAAACAGAUCCUUCUACUACAGAGAGAACAUAUGCCCUGAUGAAGAAGAUUGGUCAGUCUCCUGUCAAACUAAACAGAGAAAUUGAGGGGUUUGUCCUGAAUCGGCUCCAGUAUGCAGUGAUAAGUGAAUCCUGGAGACUUGUGGGUGAAGGAGUAAUAUCUCCUGCUGAUCUAGACCUUGUGAUGUCUGAUGGAUUGGGAAUGCGAUACGCAUUUAUUGGACCUCUGGAAACCAUGCAUCUUAAUGCAGAAGGUAUUUCAAAUUACUGUGAAAGAUACCGUGAAGGUAUGAGACGUGUUCUCAACACCUUUGGACCAGUUCCAGAAUUUUCAGGUGAAAUUGAGCAGAAAAUCAAUCAGGCUAUGUCUGAAAAAAUUCCAGUUGUUCCAAAAAUCCUGGAUGCCAGGAGAAAAUGGAGAGAUGAAUGUCUCACUGGUCUUGCCAAACUGAAAACACAAAUGAAAUCUGACUGAGGUGCACCUUGUUUAACAGGAGAUACUAAAGGAAGAGCAGAUCUUCAAAAAAAGUGGAAAUUUUUGGUCAUGCAGAAGAGGAGACUGAAUGUGCAACCAAUAAUAUGCACAAAUGUAGAGACCAAUGAAAUAUUUGGUCCAAAUUUGUCAUGCCGUAAUUCAUGAAUAACUGGAAACAGUUAUUAAAAAGUUCAGUUAAAAAUUAUCAAAUUAUUAUAUAUAUGCAUUAGAUGUGUAAGCAUUAAGUAGCUUUAGCAAUAUUAAUAUUGUGCAAUUCUGGAACACAACCAUGUUUUAAAUAAUGCAUUUUUCAGCUUGCUUAGGAAUUCAGCGCUUGAACAAUAUUUGCUUAUGCAGGGAUCUGAAAUAGGCAAACACCAGCUGUUUGUUACUCAAGAAAAGAAGCCCUCACCCACCAGUCACUGUGACAGCAAGGUUAAUUUGUAAAGCACUGACUGUAGAUCGGAGAAGCUUGUGUUGAGCAAAGAGUAGAUUCACUGGCUGGUGAGCUGAGACCUCAACAGCUGUAAGGGUCACUUCAACUCAGGUCUGUCACCGUUCCACAACGUAGGGGAAA
Messenger RNA from Balearica regulorum gibbericeps (East African grey crowned-crane), 1618 nucleotides. Lineage: Eukaryota; Metazoa; Chordata; Aves; Gruiformes; Gruidae. The record is from RefSeq and is a predicted model, not a curated record.